This is a messenger RNA of Sipha flava (yellow sugarcane aphid), 5150 nucleotides long. Its product is annotated as ras-responsive element-binding protein 1-like. The transcript has 5 exons. Lineage: Eukaryota; Metazoa; Arthropoda; Insecta; Hemiptera; Aphididae. The record is from RefSeq and is a predicted model, not a curated record. Gene Ontology annotation, biological process: regulation of transcription by RNA polymerase II. Gene Ontology annotation, cellular component: nucleus. Gene Ontology annotation, molecular function: RNA polymerase II cis-regulatory region sequence-specific DNA binding; DNA-binding transcription activator activity, RNA polymerase II-specific. The coding region runs from base 547 to 3876 and encodes 1109 amino acids.
CGUCGCCGCAGCAGUGCUGCUGCUGACUCCCGUGUCCGACUAUCGCGGUGGAGUUUGCUCCGGACGGACCGUGACCAUCGCGCCUGCGUCCGCGUAACACACUGCGCGUCGCUCUGCGUCAUCCACACGCAUACUCUUCGUCUUGAGCGUGCGCGCUCCAUACGCUAUUAUUGCCGGUAUCUUUAUCGUUAUUAUUUGAUUAUUGUCCAUUCGACGAUCCACCGCCGCCAACAGCUUUCGACGCGGACCAUCGACGAGGUGCGUGUGCUCGUCCGCCGCGGCCCAUGAAGAGGAGACGUCCGUGAACGAGCUUUCGUCAGCCGCGCGCUACCAGGUAUUUGAGUAUUGGUUCGCUACACGGAACAAUAUUGCGAUGUGCUAUUUUCCAUACCAAUGACAAAAAUACUAUUUUCGUGUAUUCGUGUACUUACAAUGUAAUAUAAACGUACGGAAAACAACUGAAUUACUUGGGAACGCACAUUCUUGAUCAUCAUUUCCCUCGCUUCGCCGCGGCCCGGCCUCCGUCACAUCAAUAAUAGGUUUGAAAUGUCAUCGGAAAUGUUGCGUGUUGAUAAUCUUCGCCAACGGCUAUUUUGCAACUCUGUAUUGGACACCAAACGGGAGAGCCGGUGUCCCGUAUGCAACGCAAUGUUUUCUACCACAUACAGUAUGCGAUUGCACUUGCAAACCGCCCAUAUGAAUUUGGAACCACAAAAUCUUUCGGCCAAAACGUUUUACCGUGAGUUCAACAACAAUAAUAGCAUCAACAAUAAUAAUAAUAACAACAACAACAACAACAACAACAACAACAAUAAUAACAACACCGUCGCCGUAAAGUCAUUCAACAGUCCCGAGCGCGUGACACACAUCACGCCGGUUAAGUCGUUGUAUAACGGUGAUUCGACGUGCAGCACAGACUUAAGUGAUGGGUACCCGUCGGAUAAGGACUCGUAUUUUGGGAACUCGCCAAAAGACGAAAUACCCCUAUCCGUCAACGUUAGCGGUGGUGGCGGCAGCAGUGGCGUUGGCAGUUACACAUCGCAUUUGCCGGUCAAGCGCAGCAAUCAUCACUUGAAAGCCAAACGCACGUACACGUGUCGGCUGUGCUCGACCGUGUUCGGAAACUUGCGCGCAUUGAAAGGCCAUAACUCAUCCAGUCACAACAAGUCCACCAACGGGCUAUAUGCGUGCAAUAUAUGCGAGUUCUCGAGCACCGAGAAAGCGUCCCUGAACCAUCACAUGAAGGGUCACACGGGCGAAACGCCGUAUGUUUGCAAAAAGUGCUCGUACGCGUUCACCACCAAGGCCAACUGUGAGCGACAUCUACGGACCAUACACAAAGCGUCCAAUUCCGAAGUGAAGAUGUCGAUAUUAUUUAAGAACGAAGAGAAAUCAUCGCAAUCGGCCAACGGUGACGAGUCAGUCGUUGUGGAGUGCAAGAGUGGUGGGGUGGACGACGAGUACAAGAUAAUGAUGGAAUAUUCAUAUUACGAAUCGUCGGCGGGCCAAAAGAGUUCAGAAGACGAUGAAGACGAUUUCGAUGAGCCAUUGGACCUGAGUAUGAAACGUUUCAAACAGGAUUUUGACUGCGAGCCGCAGGAUUUGUCCAUGAACAGUGUCAAGAAAGAUUCGUCCAUGUUAGACCGUGCGGACCAUUCGGAUGAAGAAGAUACCGUUGUGAAGACGACGGAAACCUCGUUUAGGGAGCAGUUUGUUCCGCAAGCCUCGCCCGGCUACAUGGACUUGACGAUACCCACGCCUUUGCAUGCAUAUUUCCUGAAUGAGCACAGAAUGUUCUUCAACGGCAUGUACCCGAAUGCGGAACGAAUGUUGCCCAUCCCACUCACCGUUGACAUGAUCCGCGCCAUGCGGCAGAUGAACGAACCGCCGCCGGCACCGGUUCAAGAGCCGCUCGAAGUGCUACCACCCAAGCCCAAGACGCCUGAACCUGUGGCCGUACCGUCUUCGGCAUCACCAGCGUCAGCCGCGACGGAUGUCGCCUUGCAAAAACCCAAGGACACGAAUGGACUGCGAUUGGUGAUGAAGAAUGGCAUUUUGGUACCUAAACAGAGACGGUUCAGGACGGACCGACCUCACGUUUGCGAGACGUGCAAGCGAGCGUUCACGUUAAAGUCGAACCGUGACCGACACGUCAAGAACCAACAUCCCACCGAUUGGCACAAGAAACCCAGAUCGCUGUCCAAAUCCGAGCCGCAAUUCUUGGCCACCAAACAGGAACAAGACUUAGCACCGAUUUCGGAUCAGGUGAAAAUGGCUUUGUCGUUAAAAUGCCGGCAACAGGAUCAACAGCAACAGAGGACGACCGAAGACGAAGUGGACGACAGGGAUGAGGAAGAGGAUGACGUUGUGGAGGAAGACAAAUUGGUCAUAGUGGAAGACGUCGUUGACAAUUUGAAGCUCGAAGUCAAAGAAGAGUCGGCCGAUUUGGCCAGCGUUUCCAGACUACUGGACAAUGCUUCGCACCAAAUGUUUCCCCAGUUUAAUAGAUCCGAUGAGGAUCAUAACGAAGCGACCAGCAGUGAGGAAGAGCACUGCGAGGUGGUCUAUUCCGAAAACGAUGGAUCCGGCAGUACUAACGCGGGCAACAACAAUAAUGACAUACAUUUCAAUAAUGACAAGGACGAGAGUCGAGAGAAACGAAAAAAGGUGAGCGCAUACGCGGCUGCACCCAACCGCGUGCUGUGCCCGUUCUGUUACCUAUCGUUCCCGUGGACAUCCUCGUUGAAACGUCACAUCCGCACGCACACGGGCGAGAAACCGUACCAAUGCAAGCACUGUCCGCUGUCGUUCUCGACAAAGUCAAACCGUGAUCGCCACAUACUACGCCUGCACUGCACGCCGCCUAGCAAGUCAGCCACGUCGUCCGACAACGAAGCGGUCAUCUCCGCCGCGGUCACAGCCUUCACCACGACUACUAACGACGCAGGUGCCUCACCUGAUUCAAAAAAUUUGUACAAGUGCACGUUAUGUCCGAAGACGGCGUUCUCCAAGCGCAAAAACCUCAUAAGUCACAUUAACCGGAUGCACUUUGAUAAAAACGGAGGUGGCGGCCGCGGUGAUGGCAGCGGUGGUGGUGAAGGUGAAGGCGGUGGUAGUGCUGGAGUGGACGACGACGAUCGAGGUGGUGACGGUUCCGAUGACGGGCCAGAAUCGGAACGCGACUACGCGAACAACUUGAUCGCGUUACCGGGGAACAACGGCACCGGAGUCCCUUCGACCGCUUCGACAACCGGGUCCGAACCGUGUUUUAAGUGUCACCUGUGUGACAGCAGUUACCUGGAGAGGCAAAGUGCCCUGGACCACAUCCGGAUCAAUCACGCUGAAUGCUACGAGAUACUAGUAUCGCAGGGCGCCAUGGACAACGAUCACGAGGCGUCGGCCAUCAAACAGGACGACGUGGAAAACAGAAAGGUCCUGUGCGCGUUCUGCUUGCACCGUUUCUAUUCGGCCGAAGACCUGCGCCGGCACAUGCGCACGCACACCAAGGAACAGCCGUUCGCGUGCCAGUCGUGCAAGCGCCGGUUCACUCUCAAGCACAGCAUGGUCCGGCACAUAGCGAAAAAGCACGGCGGUGCGGGCGUGGGCGACGCCGAACAGCCGCAGCAGCAGCAGCACCACCACCACCAGUACUCGUACCAGUACCAGUACCAGCGGUCGCGGAGUUCGAGCCCGCGACGGCCGCCGACGGGCGCCGCGUACGACGACUGCCCGUCCAGAGACGAGAAUCGCGCGGCCGACACCGGGCUCAUCGGCACGCUGCUCGGGAUACGUGACAACACGGUCAUCGACCAGGUGCUGCAGACCAAGUCUCCGGAGGACGCGGCCAAAAUGUUGGGCAUCGAAAACAACGAAUGACCGGAGCCGGCGCGCGCAUCUCGUCACCCGUGCCCAGGGUGAUGAUCUUAUAAUCUGCCGCCGCCGUCACGUUCACCGUGUCCAAAGAUUUUUCACAAGUGUUUGUGGUACCGUGCGCGCGUGGGCAACGGUUUUGACACCGGGAACGGGCCGCCCUUUUACACGUAUACGUAAACAUAUUUAGUCGUAGCGCGUAGGUAGGACGCGUAAUUGUAAUGUAGUUGAUAAGGAUCGUAUUUUAUAACACUCGCGUGUGUACGUACGUUAAGUUUUUAACAUAAAAUAUUUUUACAGUUUUCAUACUCGGUGUUCACGUGUGCACUCGUGUCGACAAUCCGUCCGAUGACACGGCGGACCCGGUGUGUUUGGCUGACCGUUGUUGCCUUAUUACGAUAUUUUAUUAUUUCGGUCCCGUGCUCUAUUAAUAUUAUUAACUAUUGAUUAUUCUUGUUAUUAAUAUUUUUACGACGCGCGACGACGAUUAUAAUAAAAUAUACGUAUUUAUAGUAGGAUAUAGAUUGUACAUAAUUUUCUGUGUUGAUUGUAUUUAUCAUUAUCAUCAUGGCUUACCUCUUACCGCACUGGACAGCGUUUUGUUUCUUUAAAUUAAUAUUAUUAUUAUUUUUUUUUUUUUUUUUUUUUUUUUUUUUUACCGAACCGGUUAUAUUUGAAUCUAUACGUGAGCGCGUAUAUGUAGCAGUUUAUUUAAAAAUCAAUUAAGUAGUAGUAGUAGUAAUUAUGUUAGUAUGGUUGGUAAAAAGCGUAUAUAACGUUGAGGAUAAAGGCGGUAAACUGCGUGGACGAUGGAGUGAGUGUUGAAAAAAUAUUAGAAUGUACUCUUAAUAAGUAUACAUUUUUUUUUUAAAUAUUUUUUUUCGACACUCAUUCGAUUGCUUAAGUCGUGUUUAACCAAAUAGCGAAAAUAAAAGAACAUUUUACACUAUUAUAAUAUCGAUGUUGUCGACGUAAACGAUAUCAAUAUUAUAUUCGCAUAUUAAGCGACCGUUAACAGUAAAAUUUUCUAUUGACUAUUUUUUUAUUUUUUUUUAUAAUCAUUCGUUUAUGUAUCGUUUUAUACCAUUGCGAGGACGUCUCAGAUUCGUAUUUUUCGCUUACACAACGAACAAUACGAAUUUGAUACUCGAUACUCGCGGAACACGAGUUUAAACGUUUUACGUGUUUCUCGACCCUACCAAGACGGAAAACUUUUAAAUUCGCGUUUCUCACUGACCCACUAACAAGCACCCCGAACAGAUUUCUGUCGUAACAAUGAU